UCAAGAAGUUUUAGUUAUACGCAUGUUCUUUUUGUAAUUUUUAUCGUAGACCUAGCCUAGAAUUCAGGGUAGUGCCGGAUAUUUCAGCAAUAUUCCCGCUUUGCAUAUAAUCAUUAUACUCUCGUUUGUUGGCGUCAUUCAAACCAAGCAGCCACCAACUUUUUGGCGAUUGCGAGAUCAUGGUGUUUAUUCUGACGAAGGUGACAAGUUUGGUACCUAGGAGAGUGUCAAAGGGGUGGAUUUGCAAUGUUAAAUUGCCUAUAAAUGCAGUAGCAAGAGUGCUGGCUCAUGGACAGUACAGACUACAGACCACUAGUUCAGAGCAAAAUGCUUCAAUACUUCCAAGAAAGCCAAAGACAGGAGUACUGAUGCUAAAUCUUGGAGGUCCAGAGAAGACAGAAGAUGUUCAUGAUUUUCUGUGGCGGCUUUUUCUGGACAAGGAUCUGAUUCCCCUACCAGCCCAAAGUCAACUGGCCACAUUGAUAGCGCGACACAGGACUCCAGGUGUUAUUGAGCAGUACACAAAAAUUGGAGGGGGAUCCCCUAUCAGGAAAUGGACAGAGAUUCAGGGAAACGGCAUGGUAAAGAUUCUUGAUCACAUCAGUCCUGAGACAGCACCACAUAAGUUCUACAUUGGUUUCCGUUAUGCCCAUCCUUUGACAGAAGACACCAUUGAUCAAAUGGAGAAAGAUGGAAUUGAGAGAGCUGUGGCCUUCACACAGUAUCCCCAGUACAGCUGUUCCACCACUGGCAGCAGCCUCAAUACCAUUUUCCGCUACUACAGUGCACGUGGCAUGUCUGGCAACAUGGUCUGGAGUGUCAUUGACCGCUGGCCCACACAUCCUGGUCUCGUCAAGGCAUUUGCAAACAACAUACUUGAUGAGAUUGCUCUAUUUCCUCCUGAGGAUCAGAGUGAUGUGGUGAUUCUGUUUUCUGCUCACUCCUUACCCAUGAAGGUUGUCAACAGAGGGGACACUUACCCCAUGGAAGUGAGUGCCACAGUUCAUCGAGUGAUGGAAGAGCUAGGAGGUAGUCAUUCCUUCAGACUAGUCUGGCAAUCCAAGGUGGGUCCACUACCCUGGUUAAGUCCUCAGACUGAUGAGGCUAUUAAGGGACUAGUGGCACGCAACAGGAAAAACAUUCUCUUAGUGCCCAUCGCUUUUACCAGUGACCAUAUUGAAACACUCUUUGAGUUGGAUUUGGAGUAUGUGCAGCACUUGGGGGCUGAGGUUGGGGUGAAAAAUAUUAGACGGGCAGCUUCACUUAAUGACAAUGCUGUCUUCAUUCAGGCAUUGGCUGAUGUUGUGAAGAACCACCUUGCCUCAGGAACAGUAUGUUCAAAACAGUUGUUACUCCGUUGUCCUAUGUGUGUGAACCCUACAUGUGCACAAGCAAAGGAAUUCUUCCAUUCACAGCAAUCGUUGCUCGACCAGCAUCAUCAGGACAGACUGUACCAGGCCAGUACUUACUAGACACUGACUGCUGAACCUCACUGCUUACCAAUACUCUACAGAAAGUGACAAGAAGUACUUCAUAGAGACCAGCAAGCACCUGAAAGACAUUUUCGUGUUGAGAGUUUAUGUUGUAAGACCUUAGAGAACAAGUUUAUGUAGACAAGUAUAUAUAUAUAAAUUUUCAUAGUAAUAAAAGGGAAUAAUGUC
Molecule: messenger RNA, 1661 nt
Organism: Pomacea canaliculata
Lineage: Eukaryota; Metazoa; Mollusca; Gastropoda; Architaenioglossa; Ampullariidae
Product: ferrochelatase, mitochondrial-like
Exons: 11
Coding region: 180-1472 (430 amino acids)
Biological process (GO): heme biosynthetic process
Molecular function (GO): protoporphyrin ferrochelatase activity
Source: RefSeq, a predicted model, not a curated record